GGUCGUCGGGUUACUGUCCCGCGCGGUGACCUUGGCCUCGCUUUCAACAGGCUCAACCAGCGGCUUCGUCGGAACAGAGUCUGGUAUGAACUCCGACGGACUGCUCGCCACGAGAAGAAAGGGUAUAAGAGAAGACGGUUGGAAAGUGAGCGAUGGAGGAAGCAGUUCGCUCACGAGGUCCGAAAGAAAGUCAAGCUUGUGGACACGAUCCGGAGGCGAGGAGCAUGA
Molecule: messenger RNA, 228 nt
Organism: Coniophora puteana RWD-64-598 SS2
Lineage: Eukaryota; Fungi; Basidiomycota; Agaricomycetes; Boletales; Coniophoraceae
Exons: 2
Biological process (GO): translation; mitochondrial translational initiation
Cellular component (GO): ribosome; mitochondrial small ribosomal subunit
Molecular function (GO): structural constituent of ribosome
Source: RefSeq, a predicted model, not a curated record